CAGGAGCUCGUCGCUCAUUGGCUCGCCCUCUGUGGCGCUGGUCUGCGAUUGGUGGGACGCUGUUGGGCCUGGCGCUCCCCGGCCCGCGGCCGCUGGUUUCCAAGCCGCGCAGGGCGUUGCGUGAGGGCUCGAAGUGAGGGCGGCGGCAGGGCUGCGGGUCAGUUCGCGGGAGCUUCGUGGCCGGAGCGCUGGCAAAGGUGGCCGCCACAGGUGACCGAGGUGCUGCGAGGACCGCCGCGGCCCUGUUGAGUUGCAAAAGAUGAGUCGUGGAUAUUCAGAAAACAACAAUUUCCUGAACAAUAACAACCAAAUGGUGUUGGACAUGAUCCUUUAUCCAUUAACUGGAAUCCAUCAGACCAUUAACUGGGAAACUGUGGCAAGGCUUGUACCUGGGUUAACACCCAGAGAGUGCGCAAAAAGGUUUGAGGAACUGAAGAGCAGUGGAAGUUCACCUGUUGACAACCAGUAUAGUCUCCUAAUGGCUGGAGAGAACCCUGUCGAAACUUUGGCAACAUAUAUCAAAUCCUCACUUCUUGAUACACAGGGAGAAUUUCAGGAGACUUCAGUUGGUCAGGAUGCAGUUUCCAAAACAGGAAGACAUAGUAUAGCUUCCACAAGGAAUUGUUCUUCAGAAAGUGAAAAUUGUACUACUCGUAAUGGUGGAGAAAAGACUGAAGAAUCUGAAGGGCCAAACAUGGUGAUCCAUGUAUGUGAUGAAGCAAAAAAUUUGAAAGAAGAUUUUAUUUGCCCACGAGAUCUUUUGAUAUCAGAAAUGAAGUAUUUUGCUGAAUAUUUAUCUAUGGAUGCCCAGCGCUGGGAAGAGGUGGACAUUUCAGUUCAUUGUGACGUUCAGAUUUUCAACUGGUUGAUAAAAUACGUUAAAAGGAACACUAAGGAGAAUAAAGAUUGUGAGAUGCCUACUUUAGAGCCAGGAAAUGCCAUUUCAAUUCUUAUUUCUUCAGAGUUUUUGAAAAUGGAUUCAUUGGUUGAACAAUGUAUUCAGUAUUGCCACAAAAAUAUGAAUGCCAUAGUAGCUACUCCAUGCAACAUGAACUGUAUUAAUGCAAAUCUUCUUACACGUAUAGCUGAUGUGUUCACACACAAUGAGGUUGAUGAUUUAAAGGACAAGAAAGAUAAAUUUAGGAGUAAACUGUUUUGUAAGAAGAUUGAAAGACUAUUUGAUCCUGAAUACUUGAAUCCAGAUUCUCGGAAUAAUGCAGCAACAUUGUACAGGUGCUGUUUGUGUAAGAAACUUUUAACUAAAGAAACAGAAAGAAGAAUUCCUUGCAUUCCUGGAAAAAUCAAUGUGGAUCAACAUGGAAAUAUUGUGUACAUUCACAUAAGAGAUAAGACUUGGGACAUUCAUGAGUAUUUGAAUAGUCUUUUUGAAGAGCUAAAAUCUUGGAGAGAUGUGUAUUGGCGCUUGUGGGGAACAGUCAACUGGCUAACUUGUUCAAGAUGUUGUCAGGUUUUUCUCUGUAUAGAAUUUUCACAUUGUCAGUAUCAUUCAGAAGCAGUGGUUUAUCCUCCUGCAGCAAGUUCGCUGAGUACUGUGGGCACCGGAAUUUAUCCCUGCUGCAACCAAAAGGUUCUUCGGUUUGAUCCUACUCAGCUUAUAAGGGGUUGUAAAGUGAGAGACCACAUGGUUGCUCUUCACGAUCAAGGUGAAGAUGGAGAUUUGCUCUCCUGUCCAACUGCUAGAAUACUGGAUGAUCUGCACAAACACAGAGAUGUCAUUGUUGUGCCUUUUUCUAAAGACACAGUUAGUGAUUCUGGAGUUGGUCCCUGGGAUGAGAAGGGUCUGGACUGUGAUGUUUUACUGGAGCCAAGUACACCAUGGGGCCCCAAAAGUGGGGAGCUCAAUGCUUUUUUAUCACUGAAAAACUGGACUCUGCAGCUGAAACAACAGUCACUAUUUUCAGAAGAAGAAGAAUAUACGACUGGAUCUGAAGUCACUGAAGAUGAAGUUGGAGAUGAAGAAGAAGUGUCCAAGAAACAAAGGAAAAAGGAGAAGCCAAAGAAGUUCACUAAGCAGCCAAAAAAGCAGAUGUCUUCACCCUGUGGUCAGAAGAAAGAAAAGGCAUUGGAGAAGUCAACUUCUAGAGAUGUGUCUCCUUUCAUUGUGAGUAUGCAGAAGAAUAAGUGGGAUGCUUCAAGGUCAUUGAGAUUCAAUCAGGAUGCACAAAGAGAAGAUGAUCAGAGGCGGAUGUCUGAAAUUACAGGGCACCUAAUAAAGAUGAGACUGGGUGAUCUGGAUCGAGUCAAGUCAAAGGAAUCAAAAGAAUUUGCAGGAGGUAUUUAUUCCAGGAUCGAAGCACAAAUCAAGGCCUCAGUGCCAGUCAGUGCGCGGCAGGGAAGCUCAGAGAAAAACUCGAGAUCUAAAAGUCGUUUUGGUCCGGGGCGUCCUGCAUAAAGUACCUUAACAUGUAACCCAAAAGGCCGAAGAAACACUUCCGGACAUCUGAAAUUGCUCUCACCUCUUGAAGAUCUUCAGAACUAUGACUUCUAAAUAUUUUAAGUUAUUUAUUAAUUAUUCUUGUAAACCACAUAAAUCAUAAUGUUAAGGAAAGUGUAUAAUUAGGUCUUAGGAAAUCUAAUUAUAAAUAUGAAACUUCUUAAAUCUAAUUUUCUUUUACUGUGAUGCUAAGCUGUAUGGAAAAUUAGUAUUUACAAAUCAGUUAAGACCCUAAUAUUAAUUUAUUUAUCUGAAAAAGAAGAGGACUAAACUGUGGAGUAGCCUAGAUUUUUUCUGAGACCUUAAAAACUUAGGAGAACAUGCUGGGUGCUGGGUACCAUGCAUGUGCACUUACUACGGUACAUGUUCUGUGAAUUGUGGGGUAGUGUUGAGAACUGCAAUUUGUGUGAUGAAAUUCCCAGUGAUGCUGAUUUGAAGUUUGCAUGGACAUUAAGGAGUGACAGAUCUCAAGACUGCAUUAAAUAAAGUGCAUGGUGAGGUAUUUCCUGUGUUGGGCAGAAGGGUUAAAUUUUUUCAAGUUUAUUCCAUGGAAAGCACAAUGUUAUUCAACUCUUUUUUUCUUUUAGUUUUUAAUGCUUAUCUAUUGGCCUUCUGAGCUGGAAUUACUGAUUAUUAACUCUUUCCUCUGUGAAGCUAGUGCCAUCUGAUAGUUUUAGGAUAGUAGAUCAUUUCAGUUGUAGGAGAUACCCAUUGUAUGGUUCUCAGGGCUCUAAAACCCAACCAUAUUUCUAUAGCCCUUUAAAACAGUUAUAAUUACUUAUUGCUUUAGAACUGUUUACAAGGAAAGAUUCCCAACUUCAUUUGAUGGAUGAAAAAUUGCAUAUAUUCAAGAGAAAUCAAAAUAAAAUUAUAUAGGUCAUAUUCUAAUUUUUCUAACCAAGCAGAAAGAGUGCUCAGGGAACAUUUUUUUUAAACCAUAAGCAUAUAAAAAAUAUAUGUUUAGAAAUUAUUUAUAUAUAGGUCUCUUAAAAUUUUAAGAUGCACUGUUCCUAAUUUAAAUGAAGAUUUGCCUUGUAAUUGAAAUUUCUUCAAGUUGUUUAGAGAACAGACUUUGAUGAUGUGUGACAGAAUAGCAGUUUCUGUUGAAAUGCUGAAGUGUUACACUCAGUAUUACACAUACAGAAAACAUUAUUUUAGUGAAUGUUUUAGUUAGUAAAUUAAGCUAAAUUUUAUUUAUGUUAUAGCUAUGGCUUGGCCAAGGUUUUUGAACUUCUGUUUGGAAACCUUGUUGCAGUUUAUAGAAUUUUUAAUUGAUAUUUUUGAAACAGAUUAUAAAAUUUUUAUUUUUAAAUGAAAGUGUUUUAUAGUACAUGAUCUGUAAGUCCUGCUAAAUACCAAUUCUUGCUUAGUUUACUGUAUUCUCUGAGUUAAAGGACUUAGGUAUAUACAUGUCAUAUAGUGCAGUGAUAGUCAUAACUAGAAAUAGAAAAUAUGCCCUUUUGAUUUUUAACUGAGUGUAACAAGGCAAAUUGCUUCUCCCCAGUGAGAUUGUACCACUGAAUUGAUUUUUACAAACUACAGUUUAUCAGAAUUUGAUUCUCUUCAGAAUGUGCUUUUUUGUUAAUGUCUGUCAUACAUAACAUAGGUACCACAUCAUUUUAUUCAAGCUCUUACAGCAUUUCUUUUGCCACAUACUUUGAGGUUUUACCUUACAUUAAUUCUGAAUUUGCAUAUUUUAAAUGGAAAUAAACAUUAAUGACAAAAGUAGUUUGAAAAGUCCCUUGAUCUGAAUCAUUCCAUUUCCUCAGAAAGGCCUGGAUGAGCUCUAGAUCACAGGUCUUCGUGGAAAAGGUGAAUUUUGUAAAUUGUAAGAUUUUUUUUAAAGAUUUCAUUUAUUUCAUUGAGGAACUAUUGUAAAUCUCACCAUAUCACACCUUUCAGUUAAAAGGCACUGUGACAUCUAGUUAGUCCAGUUCUAAUAAGCUAACUUUCCCGUUCAUUUAAAGCUGGUCAGCUGGGGAAGAUGAUAUGGUAUUAUUGCCGCUCUAUAGGGUUGUUGGGGUAUGAAAUGGCUUACAGAUCUAAAACAAUAGCACAGUACCUUCUGGCUCAUAGUGAGCCCUCCGUAAAGGUUAACUAUUAUUGUUGUUGCAUUGUUAUUUUAAUAUUUAGAAAGUAGACUUAAAUUCAGUAAGAUAAGGGUUUGAUAUCCCUCUUAUGUGACCUGAGUGGCUAAGACUUAGAUAUAUUUGUGUGUGCUUAGUGCAAGAAAGAAGAGAGGCAUUUAAUACUCGGUCGUUGCUAUGGCAUCAUUUGUUACUUUAUUAUUCUAAACAUCUUGCCUAAUUUAGGCAGAGUAAAUAGCAUUUGUAGGAAGAGCUAGAUAGGAAAACUAUUUCCUGAUAUGCGGUAGUGACUUAUGCUAUUUUCAAAGAGGUUUACUGAAGGGGAGAGUGAAGGUUACAACAUAGUCUUACAGCAGCUUUCCAUCUGAGACAUGUCUUUCCUUGAGAAAAUGUAGCGAGUUUUGCUCUUACUACUUGUCAAAUUCAGCUGAUCAGAUCAGAGUUGGUGUGGAAUAGUAGUUGCUACAUGUAUAUGCCUUAUCACUUUUAGUCUCACAAUAAAUCCCCCACAUCUGGUAUUACCUCACUUUGUACUUGGAGAAGUGAAUUCAGAGAGGUAAAGUAACCCACACACUGGGAUUAGAAUCUGGCUGGGCAUAUCAGCACAUUCCAACACCUUCUUGGAACAAUUUUACCUUGAUUUCUGGAAAUAUUCUCACCUGGUUCACUGGCAGCUCCUUCAGAUUGAAAACAAGUGACCCUAGCUCACUUCCUGUAGUUUCAGUCUUAUGUAUCCAGCAGCCUACUUGGUAUUUGUACUUGAAAUACCAGUACGUGUCUCUAACUUAACAUAGUCAAAACAGAACUUGUGAUAUAUCUCCCCAGUACCCCCCACAACGCCCUGUUUGCUCAAGCCCAGUCUUCCCUAGUUUAAUACUAUUGCCCACCCAAGUGCCCAAGCCGACAUCUGGAAAUUAUUUCUUAUCCCUCUUUCCUUCACUCCCCACAUCCAAUUGAUCAGCACAUCCCAUACAUCCAUCCAUUUACUUUUCUUCAUCUCCAUUAGCACCACACCAAGUGAGUAUCUUGUACAGGAAGUGCUGCAAAAUUCGAAGUGAUUUCCCAGCUUCCACUCCAAACCCUGUUAUCUACAAAGCAACCAUAGUGAUUUUGAAAUGUGAAUCAGAUCACACCACUUCCCUGCAAACAUUCUAGUAGCACUCCACCAAACCCAGAAUAAAAUCCAGCCUCCAUUGCUUGGGUUUACAAAGUCCUGCAUGACCUAGCCCCUGGCUGCAUCUCCAGACCUCCUUGCCUACUACAUUCCAGUCACAGUAGCCUACCUGUUCCCCCAGCGUGUAAGCUCAUUCCCACCUUUCAGUCCCUUCACAUUAACUGUUCUCACUGGCUAGGUGGUUUUUUCUUACAAUUCAGAUUUAGGCUAGAUCUCAUUUCCUCUCAGGAGGCAUUUCCACAUACUCAAUCUAAAGUAGCUACCCAAGUCACUCUCAUCCCUUCAUUAUAGUUUGUUUCUGUAUGAAUGUGACAUUAUUACUCUGAUUCUUUAAAUUUGUUGGUUUGCUAUUUGUCUCUCUUACCAGAAAAUGAAAUUAAAUGCAUCCAAAUUGGAAAAGAAGUAAAACUAUAUUCGCAGAUGGCAUGAUCUUAUAGACAGAAAAUCCUGAGAAAUCCAUUAAAAAACUAUUAGACCAUAUCAUUAAGUUCAGCAAGAUUUCAGGAUUCAAGAUGGAUAUACAAAAAUCUACCUAUACAUACUAGCAAUGAAAAAUAUGAACAUAAAAUAAGGAAAACAAUUCUCCUUAUAACAACAUCAAAAAGAAUAAAAACAAUAAAUUUAACAAAAGAAAUGCAGAACAUAUUCUGAAAACUAUAAAACAUCACUGAACGUUUAAAGAAGAGCUAAAUAAAUGGAAAGACUAUUCCAUGUUCAUGGAUCACAAAACUGAAAUGUUCAGAUGGCAUGACUCCUCAUGGUUCCACCACAAUCCCUAACAAUCCCCAGCUGGCUUCUCUGUAGAAAUUGACAAGCCAAUCUUAAAACUCAUGUGGAGACUCAAGGGGCCCCAGAACAGCCAAAACAAUUUUUUAAAAGACCAGAGAGAAUUCACACUUUCUCUUCUAAAAUUUUAACUGUAGAGCUACAGGAAUCAAGACAAUGUAGUAAUAGCAUAAGGAUAUGGAGAGAGAAAGAUAUCAAUGGAACAGAAUUGAGAGUCCAGAAAUAAACCCAUAUAUUUAUGGCCAACU
Messenger RNA from Phyllostomus hastatus (greater spear-nosed bat), 6750 nucleotides. RefSeq names its product SANT and BTB domain regulator of CSR (gene SANBR). NCBI's taxonomy places the organism in Eukaryota, Metazoa, Chordata, Mammalia, Chiroptera, Phyllostomidae. The record is from RefSeq and is a predicted model, not a curated record. The coding region runs from base 260 to 2413 and encodes 717 amino acids. The transcript has 21 exons.